AUGUCUUCUUCGAUUUCCGUCCAGGCGAAUACCCCUACAGCGGAAGAAGGCGAGCUUUAUGGACUGUCAAUGUUUGAAUUGGUUUGUUGUCUCCUUUGUUUAAGUUCAUUGAAUUUCAAAGAAAAUGAGGCAAAAUUUUAAAAUAGUUUUUUAAGCUUAAAUGAAAAAUGGAAUUCCAAUAAUGAAGCGAAAUAGCACAUUCCUUAAUGGUUUUUGAUCAAAGACUCAUUUUCAGAUAAUAUGGUGUGUUUUAUAUGCGAUUAUUGCUCUGAUGACUGUCGCGGGUAAUCUUCUCGUCCUUUACAUUACAUUCUUCAGACUCAGGGCAGUAUUUCGAGAGAAAUCUUUUUUCUUCUGUAGGUGUACAACUUUCGUUUUUUUUUUUUGGAUUUCUGCAACUUUAGCUCAUAAAAAUUACCUUGAAAGUUUCAACAAUUUCUGCUCGUAGGACCUCGUAGGACAAUUCUCGAUAGAUAAUGUCCAAAAUUCAAAAAAACGUUUUCCACUUUUUUUUUUCAAACUUUCUUACAUUUUCUCUUUUGCAUUACUGAGUGAGCACGAUUCAGGAAAAUUUGAACGGAACACGACGUUCUGCGUAGUGGAAGAAAAUGUCAAAUUUUGGAAAGCAAAAGAAUGUUGAUCCAGCGAGAAAACCUUUCCUAGAUGCUCCGCCGCGCCGCGAAUAAGCCAUGUAAUAUAUAUAUAUAUACAUGGCUAUAUAUAUCCGUAAUGUUCCAAUCUUAUUAAUAAUAUUUGAUAAAUUUCGGUUGUUUUUACUCUUGUAUUAAGUUGAUAUAAUAUUUCAGGACAUUCUUCUUUACCGUUCAUCAUCAAACUCUUAUGAAAAGUGAACUUUCAAACCUUUUUUUUUUUGAAUUUCUUAUUUUUCAAAUUCCUGCAGCUUUCAUGAUUGUGAGAAAGCCAAAAAAUAAUCGAAGAAGCUGUGGUAUGAAAAAAAGGCAGUGAAUUUUCGAACGGCGACUUUUCCGAUUUUUCGUUUCGAACCAAUAGAGUAUGCAAGUUAGCGCCGUUCUGUGUAUGCACCAAAGACGUCCUAUAUUACGAAACUUGUGGGCGGGGCGUCGUAGAGAACGCCGUGGGGAUAAAAUAUAUGAAAAACAAAUGUUGAAAAAAUAAAUAAAAAGAACGGGAAAAGUUUUAGGGUGCGAUCAAUAACGACAUACUUCAUCAUUAACCUCGGAUGCGCAGAUCUGCUCACAGGGAUCUUCGCGAUUCCUUUCAAAUUUCAAGCCGCUUUGUUUCAGGUUAAAAUUUGUGUUUUCAAGUUGAAAUAUGAAUUUCCGCAAUUAUUAAUAUUUUUUACAGGAAUGGUUCUUACCCUACUCUCUUUGCAAAAUCGUGCCAUACGCAGAAACAGUUUCUCUCUCCGUUUCGGUUUUCACUCUAACCGCCUCUGCUAUCCAUGAAUUCCGCGCUGUUUUCUUCCCGAAACGUGGACAAAUGAGUAGCAAAAGUGCAAGGUUUUUUUUUGGCCAUUCCGAUAUUUUCAUUUUAUUACGCACAUGCCUGUAAAUUCGAUGAAAGAAGUUUUUUUUAGUUUUCGAAAAGAGUCCUAGUUUCUCACAUUCUUUUCCAUCUCAGGUAUGGGAAAUAUAGGAUGCCUUGCUAUAUAAGUCGACAAGGUAGAAAUCUAAAAGCGCUUGUUUUGAGCAACGUUUUGAGGCAAAACUUGCGAAAAAGAAAUUUGAAAUGUUAAAAUGUUGAAAAUGAAAAGUUCAGGACCUGAUCGCCACCAGAGUUGCUUGAGAAUAGUCGCAUUCUCGUUUCAAAAUGAAAUUCGUUCUCUCAAAAUACUAGCGUCUCGCCUGGACGUUUUUUGGAAAUUUUUCUCGUAUUUAUCAAUCUCGAAAAAUCACUCCUUGUGCAACUCUGACGGCCGCGUACUUGUCCUAAAGUCUACGUAAACUCAUGGCUCAUGUUCAUCGCAUGUCCGAAUGGCAAAGCUUCGCUACCACGCCAUGAGCUGCCUUUUCAAACCUCUGCCUAUGUGUUUCAUGGACUGUGCAAGCUUUCAAAAGUUUCCAGAGAGUUAACCAUCUUUGAAAAUGCUUUAGAUCUCUGAAAACCAAAGAUAACAAGUUCAUCGCCGAAAUGUACUGCCUGAAAUCCAAUUUAUCUCUCGCGCACUCACAUUUUUGUUACCGCAAGUAGACGAAGAAGCCGGAAAUUGAGUUUGACAUCUUUUUUGUUGCUUUUUGAGUUUACAUAUUCUGCGGAUGUUCUAGUUGUCGAAAGAGAGGCGUUGAAGGUUGAUGAAACACGUUUUAUGUGCCGAAAAAGGAGUUUUAGGGUUGUUGGUUGUCUUACUGUCAAAGUUCACUUUGAAAAAACGAAGGCUGAUGUUUUUAACAAGAGAAACCUAGAAAGGCUUGUUGUAUAGUGUGAAAACGACCGAUAUCACUCAUUUCAACAUAUAAUAUUAAUCUUAUCAUGAAAAAAAUUUUCCUACGUGAAUACUAUACAAAAAAACUCAAGAGCAACAAUUAAUCGACCAAUUAGUAUUUGGUUGGUUGGUUACACCAGUUCAGACCUACAGGGAGCCGUCCGGUUUGCACUGCGCCGUUUCCGCUGGCCAUACUAGACCAUUUUCGAAUAUUUUUUUCUAUUUUAUAAAUGAACAAAACUGUUUCCGACAUAACAGAAAAAAAAUUACAGAAAGAAUUAUUUUUAUUUACUAUAGACGCAUUUCCCAAACAAAGGUGAAUUGGGAGGUCGAUACAAAUAUACGGGUAACGACCUGAUAUUCGCGAUUUCCACCGGAUAGUCUGGCAUUGCUUCUCGCGUGGUUAUUUUUUGUUUCAGGGUUAGCCAAUAAGAUCCUGGAAGACUUGGGAAGAUUUAAAAAACACAGGCGGUAAAUAAACGACCGAUGUGCCAGCCAGUGGCAAUCGCGAAUUUCAGGUACCUACCCGGUAGCAUCCAGAUACCGACCAGACCAGGUACUAUCCAGGUACCAUGGAGAUAGUACUCGGUCGCAUAAAAAUGACCACCGAUUGCUUUUAAUUGCUACCGGGUACCUACUUGUUUCGACCUCCCGAUUGACCAGUGAAUUAGGCGGCUUGCUAGCGUUUGCAGAAACAGAAUUUUGAAAACUUAGAUUUAUGAUUGAAUGUUCUAAUUGUGUUUUUCUUCAAACUUGUUGAUUUUCUGUCCAAAAACUCGUUAUUAACGAAGGUAUCGCCCAAAAACCGCGUUUGAUGUAUGCACAAUAUGAGCAUACAGUGUGACAAACCGGACGGGCUGAACAAUAUUUGGCAAAUACUGGGUUAAAAAAAUGUAUACCAAUAAACUGGGUUAAAAAAAGUUAUACCAAUAAUGCCGUGUUCAACGAGAUUCCGCGAAAUACGAAAAAGCCGUCAGAGAAAGAGAAAGAUAACUAAAUUUUGGAGGGUCAGAGACCAUUGUGCAUUUCGCGGAAAUUACUUUGAACACGGCAUAAAAGGGACACGCAGAAAAAUGUACGGUAGCGCGCACAAUAGUUGUUAGUACGUUUACAGAGAUUACGCAUUCCACAACAAGAAGAAAAAAAAAGUUGAGGAACCAGGUGAUCUUGAUAUGGCUGGUGGCGGUGGUCGUUUCGCUGCCUCAUGGGCUUUUCCAUCAAGUCUACAUCAUGCCUGAAGUCGACAAUUCGACGACGCCCCAGGUCUUUCUUUUUCUUCCUACCGAGAACAGAGUAUGCGGUAUAUCAAUGAUCCUAUAUUAUUAGAAAAUUGUCUUAUUUAAUUUUCCAAACAAGUCUGGAAAUUCCAUUUUUGCGUAUUCAGCUAAAUAAUUUCAUACGAAAACUAUUUUCGAAAUCCCUGAAGUUACUUUGAACAUAGCAUCAAUGGUGAAGCAGUUUAUUCGCUGGUACUACCAACGGGAACACAUUAUUUCCCAACACUAGCUGUCACGCCGGGAUGGACAAUGAUUGUGGACCGUAACCCGUGCCGACGACUAACUCUUCGAUAAUACCAUCUUACUCUGAAGACUGAAUAAAUUGAAAGAUUGAAAUUGAAUCAACUGGAAAUUUUAUUUUAUUUUUCCUGGUUUCAGUGUCGACCAGUGUAUGCGGAAGACUAUUGGUGGAAGUUUUACAACAUAUAUUUGACCAUUAUCCAUUAUUUCGUUCCGAUGCUCAUUUUGGACACGGCCUACACAAUGAUAGCUUUCAAGGUUUCUUUUUAAAUAUAGACUAGUGGUUAAAUUUUACUUUUGAUGCUUCUGUAAGACGUUUGAGUGCCUUGCAAAGGUUGAUAAGAGAACACUUCAAAAUUCAAAACUCGGAAAAAAAAAAAGUUUUUGUUCUGGAACAUUUUCAGGAAACACUCACUGAGGGGUCUAACAAAUGUCAAUCCUUCCCGAUUUUAAACAGUAAAUAGGUAGAUUGGCAAGGGUGAAACAAAAACGCAAUGAUUCAAAAAAGUAAAUAAAAAAAGCCGAUUCCCGACUAGCUUGGGACGCAGAGACAUGGUCAGUCUGUUCUCUCCACCAACCAGACAUUUUUCCUUUUUUUUUUUAUCGUGUCAGGACCCUUUUUGAUGGCUCAAGCCUCCCCCGCUAGACAGUGGGCCUCUGCAAAUGGCUGGCAAAAUUUAGGCAGGUCGCUUCAUUUAAGACAAAUGCUUAGUCCGGCGCGAGAGAAAAGCGAAGUUGGGACGAUACGCAGAAAAACCUCGCAAAUAAACCGCGCCUGACUCGCAUUUUUUUCGCGUUUCUCAUGCAUUCCAAAAAAAUAAAUUAAAAAUAAUAACAAAUUUCUAAAAAAAGCGAGGUCGCACCAACAAAAAUGCAAAACUGUCGCGGCUAUAAAGUAAGGCUUUUGCAUUUACGAGUUUCGCAGCUUUUUCGUCACAUACCCGAGGAGAUCUAUCACCUGAUUUUUUUUUCCCACGUCUUCAUUUUUUCAACGAGACUCAUGUCGGUUUUGAAGAUUUGGGCGGCGACUCAGGCAUCAACCGACGAGAGCCCUACACUCAAACAAGCUAAACCAGUCGCCAACGAGAUUUCAAACAAAAAGGUUCAUUUUCUAAACAACCCGCGAAAGCAUCUGUUGGCUAUCUUUUCGGAUACUGGCUCAAAUAUCUCGCACUGCCUAACUAUGAGAUUAAAAUUGAAAUUCAACUUGUUUUUGGAGUGUAGGACAAUGCCACCGAUUCGGGCUUGUUCAAGGAUUUUGAAUGACGAUUGAUUAGAAAUAAUUUUUGCUAAUCAAGUAGAAAUAGAUUUACUUUUCGAGUCUUGUUACCCCAGGAGAGAAAGGGAGACUGAAAAACUGUGAAAAAAAAUGAACAAAAAAAUGUCUGGCUCUGAAACAUUCGGCGGAAUACAGAGGUGGGCCUGAUAGUAUUCAAAUUGGUCUAUCUAAUGGCGAAAAGAGUAAAUUUCCUAAAUUGUUUUGAAGGCACGGUACCAAAGACAGUACAUGCGGAAAAUUGUUUGAUUUGAUUUUCUUUGGCGGAGAUGACAGCCUCGAGGUUCAAAGUUCCGAAAUACUAGGAAAAAAUAUCAUUAGUUUUCGUGAACAAAAACGAGACCUGCACAGACCAAAAAUAUUUUAAUCGUAAGAUACACGGCGCCCACCCCUGUUCUUUUUUUUUUCCUUUUCUUUUGCUUGCUUCUUCUGAAAUCUGUCUUUGCUGGAUUUUAUCAUUGUUCAGCUGAUGAAGAUGCUCAUCAUUGUCGUUUUCUGCUUCUCUGUCUGUUGGCUCCCUUUGGAAUCUUAUCUUUUGCUCAACGAAGUUCGACCGGAAAUUAAUAGGUAAACAAUUUUACGGACGAAAAGAGCUCUCUUUUGCAGCUGGAAAUACAUCAACAUUUUCUUUUUCUGCGCCCAUUGGUUAGCCAUGAGCAAUUCAUGUUUGAACCCCAUCAUUUACGGUAUUUUCAAUGUGAGUUCCUGCAAGGCCGCAUGUUAUUUGAUCGAGUUUCGAAGUCCCUGCACAGAUCAAAACUAUUGUAAAAACCAGUUUCGCAUCAUGGGCAGUUUUGCUUUCAUAGUUCCUUUGGUUAACAAGUUAUCGAAAGAAGCGUAAUGAUCUUGAAGGAUUUCAAAGCAUAGGGGCAGGAAAAAAGGGAGCUUUGAGAAAAGUAUGCAUUUUUAAGAGCUCUUUGUUGCGUUUCAAACGGAUAUUUUUAAAAAAAAACGUACCUGACUUCCUAGUUUUGGGGAAAAAAGUAAUCAAAAGUCGACUUAUUCGAAAAGAAAAAAGUUUUAUUUUGCGCGAAAAGUGUGUCUGGCAGUAAAGUUGCUCUAUCCACGGCAUUCCUAAUGCCGUGUUCAAAGUAAUUUCCGCGAAAUGCGAAAUUGUCUCUGACCCUCCAAAAUUUAGUUGUCUUUCUCUUUCUCUGACGGCUAUUUUGAAUUUCGCGGAAUCACUUUGAACACGGCAUAAUGGGGGUGAGGGAAGGUGAGCGAGGCGUCAAAGUUUCUGAAUUUACAGAAAAAAUUUAGUGCGCGCUACGGAUAAAAUGCACUGAGUAUUAAAAGUUAAUAACUUGUUUGUUCGAUCGCCUUCGGCUGAAGUACUGUAGAUUUCAAAUUUCGCGCCAAAUUUUUUUUGACGUCUCCCCACCCCGUUUGGGAACACCGUGCUAUCGACAACAGGCUCGCCAAUUUUCGGAUUUUUUUCUUUGUUUCUUUCGAUUUUCAAUUAUUUCUGUUGUCGUCUUUUUUCACAAAAACUUUCUAUUCAUUAAUAGUUCGCAAACUUUAAUCGCGAAAUGCUUCUCAGGUGGAAAAUGAGGAAUUUAUACAGCUUUUGGUUGGGAUAUCGAUAUUUUGCGUUUCCUUUAUUCUCCGGGUGUGUUUUUGUCCGCCUAAAUGAUUUUACAGAAAAGAAACCCUCGAAUCCGAAAAAAAAGUUAAAUCUAUUUAGACUAAGUACAGUCGCGAGUAUCGUCUCUUCUUCGGCUCUAUGCGCUGUCGACCACUUUCUGAAAACAACGGGGAAGACUCGAGCAAGUUUGACACAGAGACGUGCAUGGGCAACGGAACAGUUAGUUUUGAGCCUCUCGGCGUUUUUUUUUUUGCGUACUUAGCAACUCCAGACUGCUCUCUAUUAGGGCAACCUGAGGAGCCCUUGCUAGUGGCCUCUGUGGGGAAGCGUGCUAGUGGUUCCUAGAGGGGAAAAAAUGUCGGCCAUUCCGCGUCAGCUUGUCACGAUUUUCGUGUGUCUCCGAGCAAGAAGAUCAUUCCGUUCGAAGCGCGGGAUGUUACUCUUUUUGUCCAAAAGAAAAACUGGUUUUAUAGGGAUCUUCUAUAGGGACUGUUUUUCCUCUAACCUCUAUAGGGACCACAUUCGAAUUCCUUAAUAGCCUGCGCAAUUUCAACUCUCUUGUACGAUUUAGUUGCCCUUGUGUCGAUUAUUUAAUAGAAAAGUGUGUCGUUUUGAAGGUGUGGUGAGUAACAGUGCCGAUAUAUUAAUGAUCUUGAACGACUAGUUGAAGGAAUUUUCAGUCUUGAUUUUAUUUUGUUGACAGAAACCUGUCAGAAAGUUUGGUCGUUUCGAUGCCGUGUUGAAAGUGAACCCGCCAAAUCCAAACUACUUUGAAAAUACCAAAAUCGCUUGCCGGGUUGAUUAUUAAAGUUUGAUUACAAACAGGAUCCAUCAUUGAGCAGUGAUGCAAGUUCUAUGGUUUUGAGAAUAUAGAAGACAGUUCGAAGCUAUGGAUGUUGUGUGCGAAGCGUGUAUGUGAUUCAGAACUGCGCGGUAGAGAUGAGCAACAACGACGAAUUUUUGCACUUGAACUGCUCGGGAGCUUUUGCAUGA
Molecule: messenger RNA, 7775 nt
Organism: Caenorhabditis auriculariae
Lineage: Eukaryota; Metazoa; Nematoda; Chromadorea; Rhabditida; Rhabditidae
Source: the annotation of a GenBank genome assembly